AGGAGAGGCGGGGAAGGUGCCGGCCCCAGGACCGGCCGGCCUUCCCGAGCGAAGCUCCCCUUUUGCGUGGGCAGCUGAGUGACAGCGGGGGGUCGGGACAACCAGGAUGGCAAAACUGAAAAAGAAACACCCAGAAACUGCCGAAAAAAGGAAAAAGAAAUUAGAGCCUCCAGUAGCAGAAGAGGAGUUGUUUGAACCUGAAACUGAGCCAAAGAAAAAGAAAAAGAAAUUGAACUUGAAGAAAGAAGUAAUGCAGGAUGAGAAAGAACUAGGAGAUCAAGAACUAACUCCAGAGGAGAAGAGAACCCUGGAAAGGAAACUGAAGAAGGAGAGGAAAAAAGAAGAAAAGAAACAGCUCCGGGAAGCCGGAAUUAGUGUUACGAAAGACGAGCCCCCGAAACCGUCAGGGUCUGAGUUGGCCCUGGAGUAUCUAACUAGCUGGUCAAAAAAACGCAAGACAUGGAAGUUCCAGAAGACCAGACAAACCUGGCUCCUGUUGCACAUGUAUGAGAGUGACCAAGUCCCAGAAAAAUACUUCUCCAUCCUCCUUUCCUAUCUGGAGGGCCUGAAAGGCAAUGCCAGAGAUCUGACCGUGAAGAAAGCUGAGUCUCUCAUGAAAGAGCUGGACGCCACUGAGCCCAACGACCCCAAUCUCUCAGCGAAGGCCGAACGGAUCCGACAAGUUCUCCAGCUGUUGUCAUAAACAGGAUAGGCCUUGGCUCCUUCCCGAAGACGCCCCUCUGGCCAUGAAGGGAUCCCUCCCCCUCCCUCAUCCCCACAACCAAACCUUUCUUGCGUGAAGCAAUUAUUUUUUUUGUUAUUUGCGAAAUCAGAUCUUUCCCCAAGCACAUUAUCAGGAGGUAAAAAUGCUCUGUUGUUUAAACCUAUCGUUUUCACUCCUGGGUACAAGCUCUCGGUAUGUCCAGUGAUCUCAUUUUAAGUGAUCCGAUCUUAUCUUGGAAGGAGAGUGAAUGAUCCUUUUGUGUCUUUUAAACUCUCCCGGAUCAGAAUGGAAUCGCAAUGAAGUGGUGGAGAGAGGCCCAAAUCCUCGGCUUAGGAAGGCCUUAGGCCCCAGUGAGUCUUUCACAAAGAGACCGUUUUUUCAGGACAGGAGAUAGAGUACAGCAUUCCCUCUGCCAGCUGAAAUCCAUCUCUGCCGGCCUCAGACGCCCAUUGCAGGGGUUUGGACGAGCUCAUUUUCAACCGGCCCAUCAAGGCUCUGGUCAUAAAUUUGCUCAUAACCUGCCUGAGCUCUGACAUUCGAAGCUCUGGGACCUCUUUCAUUUUCCCGGUCGAUUUCAAGCUUUCUGGUGUCCCGCGGCACUUGUUGCUUAGUUACGGAACAAACACAAGGCAGUGAAUCAACUAGGCCACGUACCUGGAUGGGCUAGAAUGGGUUGAUUGUGAUUUUAAUAAAAAUGAAAUCCAUAAAUUGUGCUGUAACUGUGUUUUGGCUGGCCGCUCAAUUUCAUUUUCAUUUGCCUUGUGUGAUUGUCUUUCAAUAGAGUUCAUUUGUAUUCAGUU
Ornithorhynchus anatinus (platypus) is the source of this 1524-nucleotide messenger RNA. RefSeq names its product chromosome 2 C7orf50 homolog (gene CHLSN). Lineage: Eukaryota; Metazoa; Chordata; Mammalia; Monotremata; Ornithorhynchidae. The transcript has 5 exons. The record is from RefSeq and is a predicted model, not a curated record. Bases 107 to 703 code for a protein of 198 amino acids.